Molecule: messenger RNA, 2548 nt
Organism: Hyalella azteca
Lineage: Eukaryota; Metazoa; Arthropoda; Malacostraca; Amphipoda; Hyalellidae
Exons: 6
Coding region: 1-543 (180 amino acids)
Source: RefSeq, a predicted model, not a curated record
AUGGGUCAUAAAACAAUACCGUGUCCCCACCCCUCCUCCUCCCUCGCUACUCACGCCUGCCCCGUCACCCGCCAAAGCUGUUACCGAACGUUCGAGUGUAAGACAGAUUUCGGUAACAUGUACCGAUUCGCGAAGCUGUUGCUUUUGGGCGUCAGCAACAUCCGCAAGAGGGUGAUGUUCAACACAUUGCAAGGCCAGUUGGACACGUACUCAGCGAUCCUGCUGAAGAUCAACGCAACUGAGCGGGUGAUCGACUUCCUCAAGAUGGACGUCGAGGGCGCCGAGAUUCAGUUCUUCGAGGACGUCUUGGCCCACAACGUCAGCCUCCUGGCCAACGUCAAGCAGAUAGGCAUGGAAAUACAUCCAAAUGUGGACACCAACAGAAGAGACCAGCUGUGGAAAUACAUGCACCAUCUGGCGGCGCUGAACUUCCAGCUGGUCUCCAUGGAACCGAACCACUGGUCGCUCAUCACGAGCGAGGGGGGCAGGCAGGCUUCUAACUCAUACGAACUUGUUUGGGUUAAUGAGAAAUUUAAACAAUGAUAAAUGUUUAAUUGUUGAACUAUUUCGAAUAUCCUACGACUAUUUCUGAAAUCAGCAAAUGCAAGUUUUCCAAAUAUUAGUUUUACUUUUAAAACACGUUAAUUUCAUCCCCGCAUAAUUUUUUGCUUGCGAUCAAAAUCCAUUAAAUUUUGUGAAAUGUUUGAAUCGUGUUACGAACCAGCAGAGAAAAAUGUAUUUUUUUUUUCUAUCGAUAUAACCAGAGUAAGAGUGCGUUAUAACACGGUAUCUAACAUCUUCAUUUUUUAGUGGAUUCAUGCAAAUUGAAAUUGAACUAUUUAACUUCGGAGCCGUAUCCCAGAGCUCGUCCCCGAAAGGUUUAUUGGAUAAUAUGGAAUAUUCCUUGUACUUUUUACGGUGAUAAAAUUUUAUAUCAAUUCCGUUCUUCCUAUAGACGCUAUGAGUUUCCUAUAGUCGCUAUAAGUCUAUUCUGAAUAUUCCAUAAUUCUGAUACGAAUAUCUGCUCAUGCAAGUUAUUUUUGCAUAAUAUACUUCUAUUUCAUUUGUUUCCAUCCAAACCAGUUCCGAGAUUUUUCCCGCUUCGUGUUGCGCUAAUUGAUACUCUGCAGCAUGAGAAUCAAAGACACUAUUCGCCGUCUGAGGCUAUCGCACUGCAAAUUUUCGUGUAUUUAGCUAUAAACUUCAGGAGAAAACUUUAUUCAGUAGUCUAUUGUUCUAUGUAAACAAACUCAUUACUGCCAAUAAUACGGCUAAGUUCUAUUCUUUCUUGGGUACCGAUCUUCUAACUCAUUAAACUAUAUGUUAUGAUAUGUCAUGUUGGUACCUUCAUUCUCAUACUUUUUGAAAUUCUAAACCCAAGCAUUAAUAUAAAGGAAUAAUCUACCUCUGAUAGGUUCAGGAGGCCUCCUGUCUGGAUGUAGUGACGUUUGGUAUCAAAGAUUGGAUGACACGUUCCCAUUCGCCAGCUCCCUCAUGCAAGGCCGUUUUUUACAGCCAUUGGUUACUAAAUCUCGAUCAAAGUCAUCUCGGCUUCUAAAUUAUUUCUCAGCCGUUUGCUCUCGAAGUCAAACCAAAGCCCUUUCUUUGCAAUAUUCAUUUCGAUAAUAAAAUUUUCAUUUCAAGUGUCAGCAAGAAUUUUUCAAAGCGUGUCUCCAACACUUCCUGUCAAUCUUGAUCUUCCUCCGCUCCCAUUGGGGCCAGAGAUCCUCAUUCAUGGCCCUCACAGCUCACAGAAGGCGUUUCGUUUGUGCAGUUGUUUUGUUUCCUAUACGUAUCACAUCGGCCGGAAUUUCAAAGCAUAACCUCGGCAUUUUCAUCAUGCAAAGAGCUCAUUUGAUCUCACAAGCGUUUCAAUGCGCCUUCCGUUACUGAAAACCCAAAAAUUUCUUCUAUAGGCUGCCCAUCAGGGGUUUGUUGCAUUAGUUAACUACAGAAAAAUGAGCCCGCCCAAUAGCUUUCUUCACAAAUGCAUUCCAGUCAAUGCGGUUAACUGAAACAUAGCAAUAAAGCCAUCCCACAGGUUUUUCGUUUUUUCUUCUAGAAAGCCACGCACAUUGCGUCCCCCGCACUGUUGAGUUUAAACUAUUUAAAAUACAGUAGUUCUUAAACUACGAGCACCUUGGUUUGGAGUUGUUUCUAGUUCUUUAACUCACCUUGGUUUGGAGUUGUUUUAACCAGAAUAAAGCUCUGGCCUGCAUUAAAACCAUAAGUGAAAUGCAUGGUGUCUGUUAGUUCCUCCACAAUACCUUUUCCACCUAAGUUCCUACACUCAGUAAAUGUAAUCGUUUCUGGUAACAAAUUUUUAUUACCGUGAUGAGUUGGGAAUAGUUUUUAUACUAAUUAACGGUACAGUGCGAUAUUGCCUAUUGGGUAUAGUUCUGAAAGUCCGUAUUUCUAAGUUCGGCCUCUCAGAUAUGCUUUAUUGGUGCUCUUACUGAGCACUAAUUGUGCUCUUAUACUUCAUUAUGGUGCUAAUACUGAGCCUGGAGUAGCAACGUGGAUUAUGAUUAAAACGUAUUCAUUCAAA